Phoenix dactylifera (date palm) is the source of this 1219-nucleotide messenger RNA. RefSeq names its product gamma-glutamyl peptidase 5-like. Gene Ontology annotation, cellular component: cytosol. Lineage: Eukaryota; Viridiplantae; Streptophyta; Magnoliopsida; Arecales; Arecaceae. The record is from RefSeq and is a predicted model, not a curated record.
CCUCUUCAUUCCGCCCUCCGAUCUCCAUUUGUACCCAUCAUUCCAUCCCUCCUCCACCGGAGCUUUCUUUCUUUCUUUCUUGCUUCCAGCAGAAAGGAGGAAAAGAAAGCUCCUUUCCUUCUCUUUCUUCGUCUCUGGAACCUUUUUUCUCAGAAAAAGUUCGAAGAAUCAGAAAGAGAGACGGAGAAGAAAUGGGAGGAGGAGGAGGUGGAGGAGGAGGAGAGAUGGAGGUGAGGAAGAGGUUUGCCGUGCUGCUGUGCGCGGAGGACUCGGAGUACGUGAAGAAAGUUUAUGGGGGUUAUUUCAAGGUGUUCGUGGGGUUGUUGGGGGAGGAGGGGGAGAUAUGGGAAGUCUACCGGGCGGCGCGCGGCGAGCUGCCGGCCGAGGAGGAUGUGGACGCUUACGACGGGUUUGUCAUCACUGGCAGCUGCAACGACGCGCAUGGCGACGAUCUGUGGAUCAAAGAACUCCUCAAGCUUCUCAAAAUCAUCGAUUCCAAGCGCAAGAAGGUCCUCGGCAUUUGCUUCGGCCACCAGAUUUUGAGCCGAGCUUUGGGCGGGAAGACUGGCCGAGCCAAAGGAUGGGAUGUAGGAGUGACCUGCAUCCACCCCUCGCAGUCUGCUCUUAAGCUGCUCUCAUCUCUUCACAUCCCCUCUCAUCUUCCGGUGAUCGAGUGUCAUCGGGAUGAGGUCUGGGAGCUGCCUCCCCUUGCAGAGGUGAUGGCUUGGUCUGAGAAGACUGGUAUCGAGAUGUUCAGGUACGGAGACCACAUCAUGGGCAUCCAAGGCCACCCUGAAUACACCAAGGAAAUUCUCCUGCACCUUAUCGAUCGCCUCCUCCAACGCAACCUCAUUCAGAUCUGUCAUGCUGAAGCAGCAAAGGCAAGCUUAGAUGCUCGCGAACCAGAGCGAGAGGCAUGGAAAAGGUUGUGCAAAAGCUUUCUCAAGGGGAAACUCUGAUUGUAGCCAGAACUCGUCGCUCCGAAAACUAGAUUAACCCCAACAUUUGUAUAUAAAUCCUCAAAAUGUCAGCAAACAAAGCUAGUUGGAUUAGUUUCAUUUAUGGGUGGAAGUUUACAUAGGAGGGGUUUUUCAGGUCUGCCACACUUCAUGUAACUCUUUUACUUUGUUGAAUGAUUUAAUCAAGGAAUUUACUUCACAAAAAUUAGUGCGAGAAUAAAAACCAUUUUAGUAAUUUUUACUUUUAAGUAGACAUCAAA